Molecule: messenger RNA, 1059 nt
Organism: Gambusia affinis (western mosquitofish)
Lineage: Eukaryota; Metazoa; Chordata; Actinopteri; Cyprinodontiformes; Poeciliidae
Gene: esrrga
Product: estrogen-related receptor gamma a
Exons: 8
Biological process (GO): regulation of DNA-templated transcription
Molecular function (GO): sequence-specific DNA binding; DNA-binding transcription factor activity; zinc ion binding
Source: RefSeq, a predicted model, not a curated record
GUGUGCCAGAGUAAGAAGAGAGAGAGAAAAAGAGGAUCUCAGAAAGCUGUGUCCUUGAGAACUGCAUCACAACUCUUUGAAGAGAGCCUGGAGAAGUGUCUCAGGAGUGAGGACAGCUUGCAGCAGACACCCGGCAAGAAGAAUAUCAGGAGUUACACCAACACCGUGCGGCUGAGCAGACGAGGAAUGUGGCUGUAUGUGUAUGAACAAAUGAACUUAUCGAAGGGGCCAUUGGUGAACAGCAGCAGCGAAGAAAACUCCAAGUCAACAUAUGUUAAAUGUGGCGCCGGCGCCUGGAGGAUGCACCAGAGCUACGAUUCACUAGAAGCCAACCACAUGAGAGACGCACAUGCCCUCUACAACCCCAGGCUUCUCUGCAGAAUGUCCAGUAAGGAGCGCCACCUAGAGUCGAAUUGUCCGUCCUCUUACAUAAAGACUGAACCAUCAAGUCCUGCCUCUCUGACUGACAGUCUAAACCAUCACUCCCCUGGUGGCUCCAGCGACGCCUCUGGGUCUUACUCAUCCACCAUGAACGGCCACCCCAACGGCUUGGACUCUCCAAGCCUUUACGGUUCCAACGCAGGAUCCCUGGGACCUGCUGGAGGCCCAGGAUCGAAACGUUACGAGGACUGUUCAUCCACUAUUGGGGAAGAUACACAAAUUAAGUGCGAGUACAUGUUGAAUUCCAUGCCGAAGAGGUUGUGCCUGGUGUGCGGGGACAUUGCGUCAGGGUACCACUAUGGAGUCGCGUCGUGCGAGGCCUGCAAGGCGUUCUUCAAACGCACCAUUCAAGGCAACAUUGAGUACAGCUGUCCCGCUACCAACGAGUGUGAGAUCACCAAGAGAAGACGCAAGUCAUGCCAGGCCUGCCGCUUUAUGAAGUGUCUGACUGUGGGCAUGCUGAGGGAGGGUAAGGGAAAAGGUGUUCGUCUGGACAGGGUUCGCGGUGGAAGACAAAAAUACAAACGCCGAAUAGAUGCAGACAACAGCCCGUACCUGAACCCACAGCUGGCUUUGCCCCCAAAAAAGCCAUUUGCCUUUGGCUGCCUUGCAGAUAAC